UCUUUCUCUCUCUUGGUUACAUAUUAUUUUAUUUUUAGGUCAGAACUGGAAAUGUACACUAUUUACCAGCAAAGGAGGAUGGAAAAGGUGAACCCCAAGGGACUAGCUGGCUUAGGGGUACCCUUUCCCUACUCCAGCAUCCCAGCUGGCCCAGCCCCUUACCACGGCAGGAGUGUGCUCCCUGCCAGUGACCUGCAUUUUCACAGAAGUGUCCUCAGGCACUUUCAGGAAAACCCUGUUCUUAGGCCACAUGUUCUAGAGAGCUGGGGGCAGAAAUACCGACCCAGGAGAGGCACAGGGUACCAGAAACCUCUAGACGGUGAUACUGAAAGUUCCAAAAGUCAAGCAGAAGAAAAAAUCCUAGGCCAGAUGCCGGCAGCUCCCUAUGAAAAGGAAGAGUAUGCAAAAGACCCAGAGAUUGAGAUAUGCCAUACGCAGAGGUCAAGCGAAACCAGUGAAAAGCCAACACCACCUCUCACCAACCCCUGUGGAGCACUCCUGUCCACCCAUAGGAAACCCUGGGCUGUUCCCACCACACCCCUGGGAAAGGCCUGGGACUGUGGGAAGGAAGAAGCUGAAGAGCAGGCGCCUGGAGAGCAUGGUGAGAAGAACGGGCUUUCCUCCUCAACCCCUCCACUGUGUGUGCCAGGAACACAUGCCCUGGCUCCACCUGGGGAAAGUCUUCCUUUGGACGAAGAUCUUCAGAAGUGGACCGUGGAUGACGUGCAUGACUUCAUCAGAAGCCUUCCAGGCUGCUCUGACUAUGCACAGGUAUUUAAAGAUCAUGCAAUUGAUGGAGAAACUCUGCCGUUACUCACAGAGGAGCACCUUCGUGGCACCAUGGGAUUGAAGCUGGGGCCAGCAUUAAAAAUUCAGUCGCAGGUAUCUCAGCACAUGGGAAGUAUCUUCUACAAGAAAACUCUUUCAUUUUCUACCCAUACAAGACAAGCAUUGGAUCAACCAGCAGAUAUAUCCCCUCUUUUGGAUUUUAAUUCCUGGAGUGAUACAUUGAGCAUUCCCUGUUCCCAGGAUUAG
Messenger RNA from Octodon degus (degu), 1035 nucleotides. It is a transcript of the gene Samd7, whose product is annotated as sterile alpha motif domain containing 7. Lineage: Eukaryota; Metazoa; Chordata; Mammalia; Rodentia; Octodontidae. The transcript has 4 exons. Gene Ontology annotation, molecular function: protein binding. The annotation marks the transcript as partial. The record is from RefSeq and is a predicted model, not a curated record.